This is a messenger RNA of Phoenix dactylifera (date palm), 1448 nucleotides long. The record is from RefSeq and is a predicted model, not a curated record. NCBI's taxonomy places the organism in Eukaryota, Viridiplantae, Streptophyta, Magnoliopsida, Arecales, Arecaceae.
UAACAUUUAUUUUAGUUUUAUUUAAAAAUUCUUUCUAAUUUAGUAUAUAUCUGAGCAAACGUGGUCUAAGGGAUCUAAACAUUGUAGGUAGGGUUUCAGUGAUGCUUAACUGAUGCGUCCAUUACAUAUAAAAUUUUGCCUAUAAAUCUGGUGAUCUCCGAAUCCAAAAUCAAAAAUCUAAAACGGGUCGGUUGGGGUGAUGGAAGUCGCUCAACGACCCGACCCAUUUGCCCUCAUGCAUACAAAAAUGAUGAUACAUGACUUGGAAGAACCAAAAGGAGAACCCUAAAAUUAUACCAGAUUCUUACACAAAAAAGUAUUAUAGCUGAGUUGUAACUGCCACUGGUGUAGCCGAAUAACACAAAAGCGACAUGUCAGCAUGAUUCCCAUCUCCGUGAGUUCCUGCGUUACCAAAUUAUUUCCGGACAACGAUCCGGAAGGAAAGGGCCAAUCACCACCCUCUUGCCCUCUCUUUUAGGCGCCGUCUCCUAAAAGCCCCCACCCUCUCCUUCCCUCUCCGCUUCUGUCGUCUUUCUCGACGCCAGAGACCGAGAGCGAGAAAGAGAGAGAGGGAGGAAGAGAGAGCAAGCGAGAUGGUGAUGUGGGUAUUCGGCUACGGCUCUCUCAUAUGGAAGACGGGCUUCCACUACGACGAGCGGGUCGUUGGCUUCAUCCGAGGAUACCGCAGAGUCUUCUACCAAGGCAGCACCGAUCACCGAGGGACCCCUGAUUUUCCCGGGAGAACCGUCACGCUGCAGGCCUUCCCCGGAGAACUCUGCUGGGGGGUUGCAUACAAAAUAUCUAGAGAGGAAGAUCAGAAGAAUGCAUUAGAAUACCUAGAAGUAAGGGAAAAGCAAUACGACUCAAAGGUUUAUCUUGAUUUCUUUACUGACCCGGAUUCUACGACUCCAACUAUCAAUGGUGUAAUGGUAUACAUGGCUUCACCGGACACGAGGACCAAUAAGAAUUACUUAGGACCAGCACCACUAGAAGAAAUGGCCAAACAAAUCAUCCAUGCUGGAGGACCAUCCGGACCCAACAGGGACUAUGUUUUCCAUCUUGAAGAUGCAUUAAACCAAUUGGGAUGCUUGGACUUGCAUGUCAGAGAUGUUGCUAAUGCUGUCCGAAAAUUUCUCUUAGAGAUGAAGACUGGUUCAUAAGUUCGAUUCUUGGCAUUAUACCUCCAAUAUUGCUUGUGAAUUUGAGCACAAUAGAAUGCUCAUCACCCCAUGUACUUGAUUAUUUAUUUCUGUAACUUCAGCUUGGCUCAGUGUCAUAGUUUACUGGACCAGAUUUUGUGGUUGCAAAUGCUGGUAUUUUUAACCCUUUCUAAAGUUGUUAAAUGCCAUCAGCAAUAGGAACAUUAGAUUGUUAUACAGGUAAGGUGCUUUUCUGUGUAUGUUAACCUUAUUAUUCACUUGAUUCUUGUGAUUUAAGAGCAUUUCUAA